CGCGAAAUCAGCUGUUGUUGACGCUGGCGACUUUGCUGUGCAGUGUGCAAUUUUUAUAAGAGAGACGCGUUUCUUGUUUGCUCAGAAAGGUUGAAGCCAUGGCACAGGCCCGAGUAGCAACGGCAUUUAAUUUGGAAGACAAAAUGACGGCCAAGACAUCAAUUGGUCAACCUGAGCCAAUGUUGGGAGAAAACAAUUGGACUGAAUUCUCAAUAGAAGUUCCUUGGGGAACCGUCGAAGGUAAAUGGUGGGGCUGUCGGAACAAGCAGCCGAUUCUGGCCCUGCACGGCUGGCAGGACAAUUGCGGAUCCUUUGACAGGCUGUGUCCAUUGCUGCCGGCGGACUAUUCGGUGCUGGCCAUCGAUCUGCCUGGUCAUGGCAACUCCUCUCACUAUCCGCAGGGAAUGCAGUACUUUAUAUUCUGGGACGGCAUCUGUUUAAUACGUCGCAUUGUGCGCAAGUACAAUUGGAAGAAUAUCACGCUUUUGGGUCACUCUCUGGGCGGAGCACUCACAUUCAUGUAUGCCGCCAGCUUUCCGGAUGAAGUGCACAAAUUAAUCAAUAUUGACAUUGCUGGACCAACAGUGCGAGGCGUCAAGCGAAUGGCUGAAGGCACCGGCAAGGCUUUAGAUAAAUUCCUUGACUACGAAACGUUGCCGGAGAGCAAACAGCCGUGUUACUCCUACGACGAGAUGAUUAAGUUAGUGAUGGAUGCCUACGAUGGUUCCGUGGACGAGCAAUCUGUCAAGAUUUUAAUGAAACGCGGCAUGAAACCCAAUCAAAAGGGUUUUCUCUUUGCCCGUGAUCUGCGGCUAAAAGUUAGUCUUCUUGGACUCUUUACGGCCGAGCAAACUCUCGCGUAUGCCCGGCAAAUACGCUGUAAAGUACUUAACAUUCGGGGAGUCCCCGGCAUGCAGUUUGAAUCGACUCAAUUUUAUGCUGAGGUCAUCGACACACUCAAGCAACACGCCCAACAUGUUGUCUACGUCGAAGUGCCCGGAACGCAUCAUCUGCAUUUAGUUACGCCGGAGCGUGUCGCUCCACAUAUAACACAAUUUCUCUUAAAUAAGUAAUACAAAUUUGUAAGGCCCCGUUUUGUUCGGUUUCGUUUAGCAUUAGUCUAUUUUAAAUCAUUGCUGAUCGAUUAUUGAGCUAAACGGGUCUUAAAUAAGUAGGAGGCUUCAUAUCAUACAUAUGAUAUGUACAUUUAAUUAAAUAUAUUUCUUUUGGUGAAGUUACCAGUAUUAAAAAACUAACCGUUGUUUGAAAUGAUUGAGAAAUUUGGAAAAUUCGCCUGAA
Molecule: messenger RNA, 1299 nt
Organism: Drosophila innubila
Lineage: Eukaryota; Metazoa; Arthropoda; Insecta; Diptera; Drosophilidae
Gene: kraken
Product: probable serine hydrolase
Exons: 3
Coding region: 99-1073 (324 amino acids)
Source: RefSeq, a predicted model, not a curated record